UUUUGUUUUUCAAAAAAUCAAAGUCUAUGAAUUAAAUAAAUGUAAUAUUUUAAAUUAAAUUUCAAAUUAUUUUCACCACAUAUUUGAGGACAUUAAGCUGUUUUUGCUCAUGUUUGGACCAAUAUGUCUUAAAAUCUAAUGCAGAAUUUGUUUUCGGUAAAAACAAAUCCUGAAGACUAAGGUUAUAAACUAAUGAGCACAUCAAGCUCUUCAAUUGUCUCUUAGGAAAUGAAGUCAAGUUUUUCUCUUCACUACAUGAAGUCAUGUGUGUCUGUUAGACUUGAGUCAGCCUGGACUCACAGCUGUUUGUUAACUGUCCAGUUUCAGCUGCUUUCAUCAUCUGCAGUUACAUCACAGUGUUACAUGAACAUCCUAAUUCAGUCCACAUCAGUUGUUUUUGCUCUUUUUUACUGUCGUACAGUAAAACUUCAUUUAUUUAGACACAUUUAUGAACCGCAGUUCUCUUAGUUUUUACUCUUCCUCUAUUCCUGUCUCACCUUUUUUGUCUUCUCUCCGUCCCCGUGUCACGCUGCAGGGUUUGAUGGAGAUCUGGUCGAAUGUCAGCGGGAAUAAUCGUCAUAACUGGUGGAAUUCUCGCUGGAGUGAUACUGCUGUGCAUCGUAGCAGUUCUCUGUUACUGUCGACUCCAGCAUUACUGCUGUAAGAAAAAUGACUCUGAGCAGGAUGUGGUCUCCGGGCUGGGACCAGACCCCCUCUCUCACUUCCCCUGUGAGGCGUGCAACGCUCUGGCCAUGGACGGCGCCACCAUCUCUCCCGUCUCGCUGGACCAGCUGGGUUCUAGUCACGACCGCUGCCCCACCUGUUCGCCGUACCCGCUCCGUUCUGGGCUCUCUCUGGACGACGUGUGUAAUGGCGGGGAGCGGCUGGGCUUCCACACCUACUACGAGAAUCCGUCUGCAAACACACGGAACUCCUCCCCUCUGAGUUUUUACAGCCCCAGUGACAUGAUGGCGUCCCUGCCCCGACCUUACAGCACCCAGGUCUGAGCCCCGGUGCAGAACAGCACAGAGGAGACUUUGCUGAACACACACUUGUCAACACAUAUUCCUGUGGCACUGGUUCGUGGUGAUGAAUGACAACAAAGCACAAUAACACGCCCACGCCACUGCAGCACAAAGCUCACUUCAGAUUCGUCAUCGCUCAUCGAACGCGUGUGUGUGGGUGAUGAGUCUGUGACCCUGAGAGACAGAAGCUCAGACGGUGAAAAUAUUAUCAAUACUUCAGUUCCACAGGUCUCUGCAGACAGAACCACAUCUGAAUUCCGGCGUGAAAACACAUGCACUGGUGUCAACGUUCCAGCCUGAAAUAAAGGUGUUGAGAGGCUGGGCUGUUGUGGGGUGUGAACAGAACACUCCCAUGACCUGCAGAGAGAACUGACGUAAACGUCUCUAGAAACUAGAGUUAGAAUCACACUAUGAAAUCAAAGUUCUUGAUUUUCCUCUUUGGUUUUGAAGUUGGUUUUAACAGUGCAGUGAUUUGGACCAAAUAAUAAUAAUUUGGUGAAUUUUUCUAUAGUUUUUAACAAUGUCUUGGAAAAUAUUUUAAGAUGCAUGUACUGUCAAAAGACUCAGUCUGAAUUAUGAAAAUUAUGGGAUACAUAUUUGGAAUACACAGUUUUAAAAAGGGGGGAGAUGUUUAACCAGAAAAUAUGGUGUGGUGAAAAUUGUAAAAAUUUUAAAUUAAAAACCGUUUGGUGACCUCAAGUUUAAAAUACAAG
Cynoglossus semilaevis (tongue sole) is the source of this 1738-nucleotide messenger RNA. Its product is annotated as protein FAM163A-like. The record is from RefSeq and is a predicted model, not a curated record. Lineage: Eukaryota; Metazoa; Chordata; Actinopteri; Pleuronectiformes; Cynoglossidae. The coding region runs from base 558 to 1007 and encodes 149 amino acids. The transcript has 2 exons.